Messenger RNA from Clupea harengus (Atlantic herring), 1194 nucleotides. Its product is annotated as macrophage mannose receptor 1-like. Lineage: Eukaryota; Metazoa; Chordata; Actinopteri; Clupeiformes; Clupeidae. The transcript is spliced from 4 exons. The record is from RefSeq and is a predicted model, not a curated record. The coding region runs from base 1 to 1116 and encodes 371 amino acids.
AUGAUGCGUCUCCUAAUCAUCAUAGGCGCCUUUUUUGUUGGCUACAGUAUCCAAUACCAGUACCACUUUGUGAACAAUAGAAUUAACUGGACUGAAGCACAGAGUCACUGUAGAGAGACAUAUACUGACCUGGCCACUGUUUGCAGUGAAGAGGAUAUGAACAGACUGACAUCAGCUUUCCCAAAUGAUUUUACAAGAGCUGCCUGGAUAGGACUACAGAGGGGGGUAGUGUGGAGAUGGCAAUGGUCUUUUUCUGACAAGGAGUUUUACAUUGGUGGUGAUUUAUACUUCCGCAACUGGAGGAAUGGGCACCCAAAUUCAGCUUUAAUGGAGGACAGGUGCGCUGUUCUUGAGCCUAAUGGUAAAUGGUUUGACGACAGCUGCAACACUCAGAGACACUUUGUAUGUUUUAACGAGAGUGCAAUGGGAGAUAUGAAGUAUGUCCUGAUUGAGAAGAAUAGGUCAUGGCGCGAUGCACAGAGGAUUUGCAGAGAAAGACACACUGACCUGGUCAGUGUGAGGAAUGCAGCCGAGAAUCAGGCAAUAAAAGCGGUGGCAAGCUCUCAGGUGUGGAUCGGCCUUUUCAGCGACCCCUGGGUGUGGUCAGACCUAGCCAUCUCCUCCUUCCGCUUCUGGGGGCAAAGCCAACCCAACAAUGUCAAUAACACACAGGACUGUGUCAUUAUCAAACCUACAAACCUGUGGAAUGACAUUAAAUGCAACGUCAGGCGGUCUUUCUUUUGUUACAGUGAUACGCUGAUUCUCAUAUGGGAGAAUAUGAGCUGGAUCGAAGCCUUGACCUACUGCAAGACACAUCAUCUGGACCUGGUCUCAGUCACUGAUGUCCAGAUGCAGCAUGCGGUGGCAAAGAAAGCAGCCAAUGCGUCCACCUCCAGUGUGUGGCUGGGCCUGCGCUACACCUGCAAGUUCUCCUUCUGGUUCUGGAUUAACUCGGACAGCAUGUGCUACCAGAACUGGGCACCAGGGCAUGGCCCGGGGGGGCAGAGAGAGUGUGGCCUCUCAGGGGCAGUAGAGUCCAGCAGGGGGAACCAGUGGGUUAGCCUGCACCAGACUAAGAAACUGAACUUUAUUUGUCGUUUGAGUGGUAAUGUAUGAUAAACGGUUGAGCUGUGUGAAAAGUGUGUGAAUAACAACAGAAAUAAAAGGAAAGAUUUUUAAGAGAAUGUGAAUAGU